CGAAGCGCAUUUGCAUUGAGGAGGAGCGCCCAGACUUUGCGCGUACUCACAGGCUGAAGUUUACAGUCUGGCUUAGUUUAAGUUUAACCUUCAGAGUUUCCAGUUGCCGAGAGUUUGAUCAUGCUCAGUAAAGAAGAAAGAGGAGAAGCAGAAUAAAGACCCGGGCUGAAUGGGACUUUUAUAAAUUAUGCUUUGACUGUGAUUUACUGACUUGGAGUGCGCUCCCCCGGGCUGUGGUGGAUAUAUAGGGUCGACUGAAGACCUCUUAACAUUUGUUUUCUUUUGCGUUGGAGGAACUGAGUCAUACACUUUGCUUGCAGUGAUGGAGAGCCUCAUGUUAUUGACAUGGAUGCUGUUGUGUUCGCUCUUGCGGCCGUCUGCUACACAGAACCCCCCACCUGAAGGAGUGCUGAACUGCUGCGAGGGUGACGUCCUCUUCUUAUUGGAUUCCUCAGGCAGUGUAUCAUCCUAUGAGCACUCCCGCAUGCUCACCUUCCUUUCUGAACUCCUCCUUCCUUUCUCACUGGGAGAGGAUCAAGUGAGGGUAGGACUUCUGCAGGUGGGCACCCAACCACGCCUUGAGUUCGGCUUUGACACCUACAGCGACCAAAGUGGCCUCCAGGGGGCUUUGAGGGGUACCAAACCUCUCAGGGGGGACACUAACACAGUAGACGCGCUGAGAAUGGCAAGGGACCGGGUGCUGAGACCAGGAGCAGCAGAUGGGGCCCGGCCGGGGCUCCCGAGAGUGCUGGUGUGGUUGACCGAUGGAGUGAAACCGGGCGAUGUGAUUGGACCAAUGGCUGAGCUGCGGGAACAGGGCGUGGCUGUGCUGGUGGUCUCCACUGGGCCUGGUAACUAUCAGGUGUUUAGGCAAGUGGUGUCCCCACCUAUUGAAAGCCACCUGCACUUUGUGGACAUCGAUGACAUGAGUAUCAUCACAGAGGACCUGCGUAAUGCCAUCAUUGAGAUCAUCAGAGCCGAGCGAAUCAAUGUCAAAGACGUCUCUACCAACUCUGCCACACUCCAGUGGCGACCUGUUCUGUCCGGUUUGACGGGCUACUAUGAGAUUCGCUUCGGUCCGCUUCCCUCUGGAGGAGUUGGGGGUGGUGCUGGAGGUGGAACUGGGACCAGUCCGAGCACUGGUGGUAGCCAAUACCAGAGAAUCACCCAAUCUGCAGAUUCCAGCGCUACCAGGCUAACAGGCCUGAAGCCUGAUACAAUCUAUACAGCUACACUGACCCCGGAGUCCAAUGAACAAGCAUUUAACACUCUCUCUGUCAACUUCAGAACAAAACCAGAGGUGGUGAGUCCAGCUGUGGUGACUGUAUCUGAGUCAGGGCAAACCAGUGUUCGGGUGAGUUGGGGUCCUCUUCAGCCAGAGACGGUCACAAGUUACUACAUCGAAUACUCUGCCCUGCCCAGAGGCAAGCUCCACGCUGUCACAGUGGGCCGAACGCAAAACUCCACGCUCCUCAAGGGCCUCCAACCAGAUACCACCUACCUGGUUACUGUCAGCGCUCGGCAUGCCUCGGGCAAGGAGAAGGCAAUGUCUGUCAAAGUGUGUACUCAGGAAGAAACUCCAGCCCUGGCAGACCUUCAGCUGACCACAGUGGGUAGUGACUCAGUGCAGGUCGACUGGAAGGGCAGCGUGGCUGGUUUGAGGGGCUACUGGCUCACCUGGGAAGGAAAGCAAAUCUCUGACCCUGCCCAGCGUUCCUCCCUCUAUUUACCACCCGACUCUUUGUCAAAGCGCCUCACACACCUCCCCCCAUCGGCUAGGGUGUGUGUGUCACCCAUUUACAAGACAGCCCGGGGAGAGGGACUGUGUUGCACAGCACAGUUUGAGUCAGAUGCAUUAGCAUAUGGCUACCGAUCAUAGCACUCCUGAACUGCAAGUGCACCUUACCAAACAUGGAGGCAUGGCUAGAAGAAUGCUGACUUUCAUCCAUAAUUCUUUUCAGCGCCUCUCCCCUCUGUGGAUAUAAUCCAGGAGAGAUAUGUAGUUUGGCUUACUGAGCACUCACGUGGAAGCCAUAGACACUUAAGAGUGGUCUAGGACAAUAUGGUUACAUGUUGAUUGCUCCAAUCUGCAACACAGAGGACUAUUUGCUUUUCCAUCUCUAUUUUCUCAUCUGGUUUACACAUUUAGUAAAUGUAUAAUAUUUCAGUUUAAAGAUGCAGGCGUAAGAUAAAGAUAUUUCUGAGGUCUGUUUUGCAGACACAGAGCAGGAAACGCUGGGGUUGUUGGAUGUUUUAUGUGGCUUGUUUUGCAGAGUGCUUUGCACCAUAUGUGGGCCUCAUGGCCAAACCAGCAUUUUUUUCAAAUCCUGCUAAAGAGAACAUUUGAUUUACAUUCAUAAUGAAUACGUAUGGCUUAUACUUACAUUACUUCCCUUUCAGCAGGUUUGAUGACAUUGGAUACUUGUGUGUGCAAGAAGGGAAGGUUAACGUGUGGCCCUUUAAUAACAGGAGAUUCAGGGAUUGCUUUAAACUUUCAAGGAAUUAUGAACAGACCAACCCAAUGCCGUGAAGCCACAGAAAUGCAGUGUGUGUGACAGAUGUGUGUAACUGAAAGAAGUCUUGUAUUGGGGGUCUGCUCAUAGAGCCAUCAUUCAUAUUUAUUAAUCUAGAGUCAUGUAAGUAUGAAAAUUAAUAGCUUACAGUAUACAGACGUUUUUUGCAUUUUAAGACUGUUACCUUUUUAUAAGCUGGUCUUUACUGCCCCCUACUGAA
This is a messenger RNA of Scomber japonicus (chub mackerel), 2733 nucleotides long. It is a transcript of the gene vwa1, whose product is annotated as von Willebrand factor A domain containing 1. Lineage: Eukaryota; Metazoa; Chordata; Actinopteri; Scombriformes; Scombridae. Gene Ontology annotation, molecular function: protein binding. The record is from RefSeq and is a predicted model, not a curated record. The coding region runs from base 323 to 1879 and encodes 518 amino acids. The transcript is spliced from 6 exons.